AUGCCAGGGCCCUCGGCUAUGAUGGGAGAGAACACAGGCCCUGACGGCUUCCCGCCUCCAAAUACACAACGUCCAACCAAGAAGAAUGCUUCUAUUGCCUGCCAGGCCUGCAGAGCCUCAAAGCGAAAGUGUGAUCAACGUCAACCGUGUUCGAAUUGCCAAACGAACAAUAGGACGUGUAUCUAUGACCCAUCACAAGAUGGAAGAAGAAAGCAAGCCCGCAAGAGAAGGCUUGACGAACUCGAGCUUCGAAGUCACGCUCUUGACAGGAUCCUGAUCAGUCUCAGGAACUCGUCAGCCCCUGAAUCACGACAGUUGCUCGAACUCAUCAAGCGGGAUGCUCCUCUCGAGGAGAUUCUUGAGUUUCUUGACGCUCAUCCCGGCCCCGUGGCGAAUGAGACACGGAGGGCUCUCUCUGCCACGCCUCCUCCAGAUGGCGGCGGCGGGAUACGCCGUAUGCUCGCAAUCAGUGAGCUGGCUGACGAUCCAACUUUCAGGGUUCCUGCGGCUCCCUGGACCACCGUUACCAAAGAUGACCAAUUUGUCUCCCAUCUGGUGUCGGCCUACCUAAAUUGGUACCACUUUUAUUACCACAACUUUGACGAGAAGUUGUUUCUUGAUGCUAUGGUUGCGAAGAAUCUACAGUCACCUUACUGUUCACCAUUCUUGGUCAACGCCGUGCUUGGAAUGGGAUGUUUCUUUUCAGACCACCCUAUGGCCUUUGCGACGCCCGGGGACGCGAGCUCACGAGGACUUCAUUUUUACAACGAAGCCCAGCGGCUUUGGGCAAUAGAAGCGGCCAAACCAACGCUGACCAAUAUUCAAGCCUUCACUAUUAUGAUAAUGACGUCAGCUUUCUCCGGCAAAGACAGAGUGAGCCUUACCUCUUUGAAACAGCUCGAAGUCAUGAUGCCCCAGCUUUUUCGUCGACACCAGAAAUCGCCGGAGGUGUCUGAGGAUCUGCGACGGUCCUUCCAGAUUGUCGAGUGGGCGGCGCACAUAUAUUCAACGGGCUUUGGUACGGGGUUCCUUGUCCCCCCACUGAGUCCAAAGCCUUCCUUGGAAGCGCCAUAUGCUUCCGAGAGUUGGCGCAACCGUCUCACAUCAUGGUCACCUUAUCCCAUGGCUGGAGAUCCUGUACGGCUGCCACUCCAAGCUCUAUAUCACUACAUGUGCGAGCUGUAUAUUUUUGCGAGCGAUGUCCAGUCUCUGAUCUUUGCCGACUAUGCCAAAAUGGAUGCGGUAGAACGGCUCCACGCGGCUCGGGAUAUGGACAAGAAAAUGUUGGAAUGGUAUGGAUCUAUACCUCAGCAAUUUCAGGUGGACGACCCAGAUUUCGUUCUGGUACCGACAACGAUCGACUUAGCAUUGAGCCUUCAUCAUUUCCGGCUGCAUUUGUGGAAUUGGACGAUCCCGCUGCCCCAGAGUGCCAUAAAGGCCAACGCCGAGCCAACACAGGAUUCAGCGGCAGCAGGAACCGAAUCAGCUACACUUCGCCCUAGUCAAGACGAGCUUGCGCAGGUCACGCGCGAAACAAAGGAUAUGUGUCUGCAAAUCACGACGGUCACGAUACACAUCAUCCAGAGAGCAGAUGCAAGGUACGGGCCCCGGUUCUUCACUGUAUUGACGCCACAAUCUGGUAUCCUCGCCGCCAGUUUCCUGCUGUCUGGCAACCUCAAUUCUGCGGUCGAGGAGGAACUGCUGCUGGAGAUCAUGCGAGCCCUGGUAGGAUGCUCGAGGCAGCGACAACUGGUCAAGGGUGUCACGCACAUGUUACUGAAAACAGCUGAAGACAAGGUCGCUGCCGUCGGGGACGGACCUACGCCUCCCGGCGGUGUUAGUCAAGCUCUCCUUGAGAAGCUGACGGUCAUUGUGAAGGACCUUGCCUGGACAGGCCAUGAGCACCUUACCUUCAGCUCCAAGUACCCCAAUCAUGUACUUAUCAAGGAGGAUCCGGAUACCGAGUUGAGUCAGUUGCUCGAGAAAUGGGCAGACAUGGGCUUGAACGAGAAGAAACCUGGUGAGGGCGCCGGGGUUCCUGGCGACAGCGACUCGACGGACAAGGAACGGAGUGAUGGAUGA
Molecule: messenger RNA, 2082 nt
Organism: Fonsecaea nubica
Lineage: Eukaryota; Fungi; Ascomycota; Eurotiomycetes; Chaetothyriales; Herpotrichiellaceae
Exons: 6
Coding region: 1-2082 (693 amino acids)
Biological process (GO): DNA-templated transcription; regulation of DNA-templated transcription
Molecular function (GO): zinc ion binding; DNA binding; DNA-binding transcription factor activity, RNA polymerase II-specific
Source: RefSeq, a predicted model, not a curated record